This is a messenger RNA of Eucalyptus grandis, 371 nucleotides long. Its product is annotated as OVARIAN TUMOR DOMAIN-containing deubiquitinating enzyme 7-like. NCBI's taxonomy places the organism in Eukaryota, Viridiplantae, Streptophyta, Magnoliopsida, Myrtales, Myrtaceae. The transcript is spliced from 4 exons. The record is from RefSeq and is a predicted model, not a curated record. The annotation marks the transcript as partial.
AAAAGGUAUUGAAUAUUUUUUAGAGGAAGCUGUCGGGUCUCCCUGCAAUGCAGAUGCUUCUCAUGGUAAUGGCUGGUGAUGAUGCCAGUGGAAAUUCUGAGGAACAGAGAGAGGAACCUGUGGAAGAGGCCAAUAAAGAAAAUCCACCUAGCAAUAGCGCUAAACAGACUCAUGAUGAUGGCAGUGCCCAGCGAGAAGACAAGAAAAUUCCAAGAAACAAGAAUUGUCCAUGUGGUUCAAAAAAGAAAUACAAGUCCUGUUGCGGGUCAGGGACAGGGAAAGUCUCUGCAAUUUCCAAUAAUCAAGCUCUUGAAUCCAGAAAAGGUAGUAGAAAGGAAAAGAAGCGAGGUGAAGAGAGGGUCGACGCAUCU